GUACAUCAUCACAUCUGAGCUCUAUUGGCGUCGACGCAAGGGCGGCGUCAGGAUGCAUUACAUGCACCAUAGCAUUAGCUCGGGUUAGCAUGCGCUAGCUUUCGACGUCUUCCAAUUGCACCGGAAGUCCGAGGGAGCCUCUGACAGCUCAUGCCUGGUGAAAAGCCUAAAGUUGGCGGGGUGUCUGGGCCCACUAGAUCACUCUAUGCACUGCCUUCACUGACAGGCGCUGCCAACCACGAUCCGACAAAAUCCAGAGCGCCAAGUUACUCUUUCGGAAAAACCUGUCGCACCAUCAAACAUAACAUCUCCCCAGGACCCGCCCACUUUAUCCCUUCUAACAUCACCAAAAAUGGUCGCGACGGGACACCGGCAUUUUCCUUCGGCAGACGUCCUAAGCAGCGGGGUCUCGACAUGGUUCCCGCGCCCAACUGCUAUCAUCUCGGAAGUUCAGAUAAGCUCGCCUACCAGUCUUCUCCUGCUUACACUUUGUCUGCAAGGUGGAAACAAGCAGCACCAAGCUACAUGUUUACACCCGGUCCGGCAUCCAAUAUGCUGCCUCCUGUCAUUGGAUCCAAAACCGUCAACGUACCUGCAGUGCCCUCAUACACGAUUUCUGGUCGGAACAAAGUUGGAAACUUUUUUAACGACUUGGCAAAGACUCCAGGUCCUGCAGCCUAUCAAGCUGUAGAUCCCAGAACGUACCUGAACAAACCUCCAAUGUACAGCAUGCCAGGUCGCAAGUUCCUGCCAACAGGCUGUACGAAGACGCCAGCACCUGGAGUCUACGCUCCUGAGAAGGUUACCAGCUCACACCUAAAAGCUCCGUCCUUCAGCUUCGGGCGACAUCACUCGGAAAACACCAUCAUCCCCCUUACGGAGGUGGAUAAAGCCCAACGCUCAAUACAGCUAAUUUAAUUUUGUAAUUAUAAAUGUGGUAAAAGACAGCGUGUUAGAAUGAACAAAAAAAUGGAUGCACCCUCCAGUUUUUGAAUCUAGAGCCUUACAAUGAUACAAACACCGCCAAUGGACACUUUAGCUGUCAAUGAAGCUAACUAAGCUAAACUGAAGUAGCUAGCGUUAACAUACAGGAAGUGAGUCGGAUGUGUGCCAAUGACAAGCUUAACAUAUACUGUAUGCAGGGUUCUCAACUAGCCUUAGCAACAUUUUUUGACAAAAAAAAAAAAAAGCUUCACUAAUUUCCAAUAGCAAAAACAUUUCAAAAUAAAACAAGCAACUUCUGGAGAAAUUGCGUUUUUUUUUGACAGCGCAAUACAUUUUGACUUGGAGGGGCGAAUGAACAAAUGUCAAUAGCUUGCCAAAGAGUUGAUUUUGGGUCACAUCUUGAUAAUAUUAGGGUACUUAUGGAUAACCUCCUUUCCAUUUUGGUGUAUUUCAGUGAUUUUAGGGCAAUUCUAGCUCAACUCCUGUUUAUUGGUCUCUACCUGUUGAUUUUGGGGCAUUUCCAGGUCACUUUCUGUUAUGUUUGGGUCACUACCUGCACAUUUUAGAACAUUCCGGGUCACUUCCUGUACAUUUUAGAGCUUUUUCAGGUCAUUUGCUAGUGAUAUCUAAGUGUGAAUAGGAAACUAUGGCAAAUACAAUGGGACAAAAUACACCAGCUUGCAUAUGCUGUCUAUUAUUGUUUUAAGGAGUGCUGCAUUUUUUUUUUUUUUUUUUAAAUAAACACU
Molecule: messenger RNA, 1691 nt
Organism: Corythoichthys intestinalis (scribbled pipefish)
Lineage: Eukaryota; Metazoa; Chordata; Actinopteri; Syngnathiformes; Syngnathidae
Product: outer dense fiber protein 3-like
Exons: 7
Coding region: 151-918 (255 amino acids)
Cellular component (GO): cytoskeleton
Source: RefSeq, a predicted model, not a curated record